This is a messenger RNA of Penicillium riverlandense, 2478 nucleotides long. Its product is annotated as putative C6 finger domain protein. NCBI's taxonomy places the organism in Eukaryota, Fungi, Ascomycota, Eurotiomycetes, Eurotiales, Aspergillaceae. The transcript has 4 exons. Gene Ontology annotation, cellular component: nucleus. Gene Ontology annotation, molecular function: DNA-binding transcription factor activity, RNA polymerase II-specific; zinc ion binding. The record is from RefSeq and is a predicted model, not a curated record. The coding region runs from base 1 to 2478 and encodes 825 amino acids.
AUGAAUUCUCGCGAUCAUUCCGACAUGCCUCCGGCGCCCUCCUACCCCUCCCCCAACUCCGCGCAGAUGGCCCAAGGCGCCAUGCCAUACUACAGCAACCGCCAGCUGACGGACGACGAACUCUUGACGGCCGAGCUGUCACGCGAAGCCUCCGGUGGCAAUCUCGGGGGAGGGUCGGGUAAUGGUGUCCAUCAGGGCCAGUCGAUGGUGCUGGGCUCGUCCAAUGCUGGCGCGGACAUGGGUCGUCACGACUCCGAGGAUCAACACCAGCAGAUGCUGCAGUUUCCGCCAAGUCAGCAAGUCGGCGUCGACCCGAAUCACGAUCUGAGUUACGGUGAACAAAGCGCUCGUAAGCGUUCGAAGAUCUCGAGGGCCUGCGAUGAGUGUCGUCGAAAGAAGGUGCGAUGCGAUGCCACCUCCGAGACUGGCCUCGAAGGUUGCUCCAACUGCCGCCGUCUGGGCAUUGUGUGUCAAUUCAGUCGCGUGCCGAUGAAACGCGGUCCCAGUAAAGGUUAUAUCAAGGAACUUGCCGAGCGUCUUCACACCCUGGAGAGUCAAAUGCAGCCUGCGAUGGUCCAGCCCGAUGUGCCCUACCAGUCGAUGAACGACCUUCCUCGAGCCUACCAAGACUUCGCCUCACCAGUGGACUCGAGCGGCGGCAACCGAAAGAGAACAUACUCGGUCUUUGAGGGUCUGCCCAGCUCAUCAUUCGCGCAGCCGAACUUCAAUACGCGUGGGUCGCAUAAUGCCUUCGAUGCGACGGAGUCAUCGGCAGACCCUUACAACCCAGCGGUCACAAGUGGUGGCGCUCCCAAGCCUGGCAAUCUGUUCUGGAACCCGGCUAGCAAUGAGCACGACUUGCCCAGCGGUCUUGAAAUGACCGACUUGCCCAAGCAUGAGGGCGACGAUGACAUGACUCCAAUCAGCGUUGACGAAGGUGCUCUUGAUGCGUAUGUGGAAUCCUACAUUGCUCGUGCUCGUGAGCUAACAAGUGCGCGCAGCUAUUAUCACAAAAUCCAUACUCUACUGCCGAUUCUGCCGCACACCAAGGAGAGGACAUUAGAGCUGCUCCACCAGUGCCACCGCGAAGCGCAAGAGAUUUUCUGCUAUGCGUUGUACACCAUCACUCGGACCGACUUGUCGCGCGUGGCAAGCAAGUUCGAAAAAGUCACCUCCUUUGACAAUGCCCAAGAUCUCCUCCUUUUCCACACCCGCCAGCCACUCAUGAUUCACUCACCCGCAGUCAAUCUGGUAUGGCUACAGACUCUUCUGCUGAUGAUCAUCGAUUGUGACACUCGUGGCCCGGAGAAUUUUGUGUUGAAGGAUGGAAUUCCCAAACACACUCUAGUCCAGGCCGCCAGUAAGCUCGGAUAUGAUCUGGCAAAGAGCCAGGGUCAAUUGAAGAACAAGCGUGAUACCGAUCCUGAUGUUGACUCGGAUCCCAAUCUUGCGCGGCGCAACUGGGUGUCUCUGGUCAUUUUGGCCCGAUGGUAUGCCAUUAGCGUGGCAGAUGCGACUGUUCUCGGCUCCCAUGAGAUUGGUGGGCGUGAAGAUGAGCGGGUUGUGGGGCAAAUCACCACGGGGAUUGCCUCCUACUCGACCUUCCUGUCUGAGAUGGUCACUCUCGCCACUGUUGAACCGAACGUGUGCCAGGCGAACACCGGAUUGGGCCGCAUGGUCGGCGCCAACUUGGUCGCUUCGCUUGAGCGUCUUGCCGAGAUGGAGGACGUGUUCAAAGUGCAAGAGUUACCUGAGAACACCAGCACGCGACCACUCUUCGAGAGCCUCCAAGCGCAGCUGUACUGGACAAUCCGCCUGCUGAUCAAGCGCCACGUCUACGUCUACAGCCCCUACGAAAUCAUCUACUGCGCGCAGGAAGUGAUCAACGAGAUGCACAAAGCGACUCUCCAGAACCGCCAACCCUCCCCCAUCGACCUACACAGUCUGGCCCUCGCAUCGAUGACCCUUCUCGAAGCCACCGUCCUCCCGGAACACAGCACGGAAUGCUGGGACUCGCUUGAAAAAGUCGAAGAGAUCUUGGACCACCGCGCCAAGCGCUCCGCCAACGCAUCCGAGUUUGGCGACAUCUUCGGGACCCCCGGCUGGGACGCGAAGAUCCGGAUCUUCCUCGAAUGGCGCCGUGCAAAGGCCCAGGAGAGCCAGCUCCAUGAGUCGGGUAGUCUACCCAAGACAUCAGCCUCGUCCAACCACCCGCCGAUGGGUCCCAACGAGCAGCGCUCCCUGCAGCAUCUGGCUGAUCUCGCCGUCGGCGCUGAAGGCUCCGUUCCCCAAAACGCCUCCGCCACGCCGCCGCCAGGUCUAUCGUCCACCGAGCACGGCGAAACCUCGCCGAACCUCGCUCCGCAGCUUUCGCAGUCACACGCGGGUGGGGGUCGCGUUGUCGUGGACUUUACAAUGCUCACGAAGGAGGGAUAUCUCAAUGUGUUUUCGGGGUUGAUUUAUCGGCGUUCGCGCUGA